UGUCUGCUUUGUUUUCUGUCGUAUUUUUGGUUUUCUGUCUUGUGUGGUUGUGUUCCUUUUGUCAGUCUCACCGCAUUUCAUUUGCUAAUUAUCCACAGCUGCCUUUACUUAGGUUAAUUAUCCUCAGCUGCCUUUACUUAGGUUAAUUAUCCUCAGUGUAUCUACCGGUAACAAGUUUCUAUUUUUUCAGGUUCAUUGUUGUCCUCUUAUCUGUGUUGUCACAGUUUUUUUUAUUUUUUUUAAAUGUAAUUAUCUCCCUUAUUUCACCAGUUGUUCUUGUUAAACCUUUGAGUUUCCGUCCAAACCCUGGUCUCCUGCAUUUAGGGGUCUGGUUAUUGACAUGCUUCAGAAAUAAACAUGAGUCUGUUGGAGGAAGAGGAGCAAUAAGAAGACUUUAGGAAUCAGGAUCCCUGUGGCUUUUUCGUGCUCUGAAUUCAACUCGGAUUAAGAUGGAGCAAACAGCUGGAAGUUCUUCCGCAUCGGGCCAAAAUUCUGUCAGAGGUGGGCCGCCUUCCAGCACAAGAGGGUUCCCAGGAGAAAUCAGUGACUUCAUGUCCCGUUUCCACGGUGACGGGGUUCGCUACAGGGCCAAGCUGAUUGGCUUGGACCCAGUACCUGACGCACGUGGAGAGAAAAUGUGCUGGGAUUCCAUGAUGAAGCUAAAGGGCUUGGAGGGUGUUGCACGAAAACAGGGUAAACACAAGCAGAAGAUUUGGCUGAAAGUUUCCUCCAAUGGCUUGAAAAUUGUGGAUGAAAGGACUGGGUAUGUUCUUCAUGACCAGGAGAAGAGCAGGAUCAGCUCACUGACAAAGGAUGGUUCCGACCCCAGAGCUCUGGCUUACAUCUAUCAACAUGAAGAUUCUUAUGUCCUGUUUUACAUCAAGACAGCCUGCCUGGCAGAUCCAGUUAUUAAUGACAUUAAAGAAGUUUGCCAGAACGUGGAGCCAAAGCCUUCAGAUCAACCCACAAAAGCACAGGUUUCCCCUGUGAUUGAACAGAACAUUUUGGUUUCUCCAGUUCAGGAAGCAUUAACUGGGAAUGUGCAGAAAGAGCCUGAGCUUCCAUCAUCACAGCCAAAGCAGCAGUCCUCUUGCAGUAAUGAACUGAUGGAAGUGUUUUCCAGUCCACUUCCAGAUCCUCUGUCACCCCAAGAGAACGCCUGCAUAGGUGAAUUGGACCCGGCUGCACAAUACACAGGGCCUCCGGCGGAAACCUUCUCCAAAGAUCAGAUCCUCUCCAUGUUCCCCUCACAGCAAGGUGGAGGGCCUCUAUACUCUACCACCAUGAUGCCUUGGGCUCAGCCGGGGUUUCUGGGAAACCAGAGUGCAGGUGGCUGGAACGCCGCACCUGUCAGCUCUCCUGCUUGGCCACCAUCAAGUGUCUCACCACUCCCUGCAGGAAUCCAGCCUCAGCCUCACUUUGGCUACAGCCCCCACCCUGGAUUUACAGAAAGAAGUGUAGCAGGUGAUCCUGUAGUUUCUGUUGGGCACCCCACCGCUUUGGGCUCUCUCUGCCCCACCUCUGGAACAAAUGCAGCUCGGGAAUCAAACUCCCUGGAUAUUAACUCUCUGUUGUAAAGACCUGCUCAGACAUGGGAACAUUUAGCGUAAAAGUCUGAAUUCCUUUUCUUGCGAACAUAAUUCAUCAUGAACUACAUUUAUUAUAUUAAUUAAAUACAUACUGUGCAUGAAAAAUGCUGGAUCGCAAACAAAACAUGAAAGAAAACAUUUCAACUAUAGCUUAAUUUCAAAUUGAUUACUAGACAGUUUUUCUUUAAAAUACUGGACAGAUGUAAUCUGGAUUCACAUGAAAUGCUUACUUCAGAAUUUGUCUGUUCUUCCUUGAUUUUAACUUUAUUUUAGGAUCAGAGUCCACAUUUAAUGAAGGUUUUCAGGACACAUUCCUGCAAGAAUCAAUCGUUUUUUUUCCCACUUAAGAAAACAGCAAUACUCUAUUUAUGUUUGCUCUCUGAUUGUAAAAUUAUUAAAACAUAAGAAACAUAAAAAGAUGGCAUUAAAAAUCUGCAUCAAUGAAAAUCCCGCAUCCACUUCCAGACUGUCUUAAAACUGUACUGCUGGAUAGCCCCAAUGUUGCUCACCAUUUUUGUUUCACCAGUAAUGUUAGGUUGGGGUUGUGAGGGGCUGUAAGCUAGCGGGAGAGAGUGUAAACAAAGGGGUGAUGGGAAGUGAAGGCAGGGUUAAACCGCACUAACAGUCCCGCCAACAACUCAGAGGCAAAUUUCUAGCGAACAACUGCAGCUUUGCAGAGACUAUGUCCUAGAAAAUGACACAGCUUUUUUGGUUUUGGCUAAAAACAGCGUAAUCAUAAUGUGGGACUUUAAACAGAUGUUUCAAUAUAUACUAAAACCUUGUAGUGUGAGAUAAUUAUAGUUUAAGUUUUUUUUUACCAACUGUAACAAACCCUCACAUCUUCUACAUCUAAUGUGUAGGUUAAUUUAUGAUGGGAAUUUUUAUUUUAUGGAUGGUUUCUCACACGGUUUCUUGUUUAUUUGAAUAAAAACUCCAAAUUAA
This is a messenger RNA of Oryzias latipes (Japanese medaka), 2531 nucleotides long. RefSeq lists its product as uncharacterized. NCBI's taxonomy places the organism in Eukaryota, Metazoa, Chordata, Actinopteri, Beloniformes, Adrianichthyidae. Gene Ontology annotation, cellular component: intracellular membrane-bounded organelle; cytoplasm. The record is from RefSeq and is a predicted model, not a curated record.